Messenger RNA from Phaedon cochleariae (mustard beetle), 1408 nucleotides. The record is from the annotation of a GenBank genome assembly. NCBI's taxonomy places the organism in Eukaryota, Metazoa, Arthropoda, Insecta, Coleoptera, Chrysomelidae.
AGACAUGACCCUUCCAUCAUCUUACAAAACAACUUCCGAAUACUUCAAAGAUUCUUUAGAGUUUUUAAAGACCUACCAAUGGCUGUAUAAUUGCAGUAAUACCGAUAUCUUAGUGAGAAAUACAUUCGAAAAUUUUCCAAGUGAGUGGUUGGAUUAUUUCCAGAAUUUGACAGAUGAGGAUCUUAAUAAAUUAUCACUGAAAUAUGUAGAGGUUGAUUGCCCUACAAGUUUGAAACAAUUUCUGGAGAAGGUAGAAAGGUUGCAACCAAAUAUUACCGUAGCACAAGAAAACGAUGGUUAUGCAUUUCCCCACAAUUCUGGUCUCACUGAAAAGAAAGCUCAUGAGAUCUUAGCAAUGGCUCCAAUUGUUCAUGAACUUUGUAAGACUAAUGGAUUGGACUUUAUCAUUGAUGUGGGCUCCGGGCUGGGCUACCUCUCUCACCACCUGAAUGAGCGAUACCACUAUCGAGUCCUUGGCUUGGAAUGUUCCAAAGACCAUAUAGCGCUAGCCUACAAAAAUCAGGAAAAAUUUCACCCACAAUCGAAAGGCGAGGUUAUGUUCAUAGAACAUUUGAUCAAUGAGGAUUCCGCAGAAGUAAUAUCUCGGAUAGCAGAACAAUUUAUCGGCUCGAAAAAAUCUUGUUGCAUUAUAGGGCUUCACGCCUGCGCAGAUUUGAGCAUUACUAUACUAGACCUUUUCGAAAAAUUGGAUUUCGCGUCAUGCUUGGCGAUAAUGCCUUGCUGCUAUCACAGAAUCAAACUCAGGGGGGAAGAUGGCGAUAAAGAAUACUUCAGGAAUUUUCCUUUGAGCGAGGUGUUGAUAGAUUUGUUUGAAGAAUACGAGGCACAUACAUUUUUGAAACGUCCUUUUUUGCGGCUGGCUUGCCAACAAUCCAAGGGAAGUUUCGUUGCCAUGACAGAGGAGGAGCAUAAUAGGCAUGCUAGGAAUUUCAUGUUCAGGGCUAUUCUUCAGGAGGUUGCUGCACAAGAAAAUUGUCGAGUCACCAGGCUGAAGCGUAAAUCUUCUAAAUCCCGCCAUCCGGAUCCCGAUGAGGAUUUCGCAGCCUACUUGACCGACCUCGAACACAGCCACAGAUUGGAGCGCGACGGCCCUGAAAAAGAUCACCCCCACGUCAAUGACGAGCGAUUCAGAAGGAAAAUGCUCGAAAAGUGGCAAGAGCAGAAAGGCAAUUGUCGCUUGGUGGAAGUAUUGACGGGUAUGCAGGCGUCGAUCCAAGGCGUCUGUGAGAACGUCGUUCUUCUGGAUAGGGUCGAGCAUUUGAGACGGAAGGGCUUCCGGUGCCGCGUUGAAAAAGUUACUAACGAUCUGGUAUCGCCGAGAUGUCAUGCUUUAAUUGCAUCCAAGGGCGACGAACCCUAACACCUUGAGAGGUAGUGCAUAUGUCUA